AUGGCGGGAACACUCCAAUUCCUCAAAGUUCAGUCUCCGGCCACCGCAACUCCGCCGUUCCGGAUUCGUCAUCUCAGGUUACCGACCUCUCAAUUCUCAUUCCUCAGUAGCCGAACUUUGGGUGUUUCUCGCUUAUCAAUUACUCCCGUUUCCACCAGUACCGUCGUUGUCAGAGCCAGUACCAAUUCCCAAUCCCUGCAGGGAGAUGAUGGUGGGAAGCAACUUUCGCUGCUGAAAACUGGGAACUGGGCUGAACCAAUUUUAAAGUUUGCUUCCAGCAAUUUUCUUCCAUUAGCUCUUGUUACUGGAGUGACAUUAGGAUUUGUGAAUCCUACCCUUGGCUGUCUCGCUCAUAAAUAUCAUCUAACAAAGUUCAGCACUUUCGGAAUAUUUAUUAUAUCAGGAUUGACAUUGCGUUCUGAUGCAAUUGGUGCUGCUGCCGAAGCUUGGCCAGUUGGUCUUUUUGGGCUAGUUUCAAUUUUGUUUUUAACUCCAUUAUUUUCAAAUGUCAUCAUGCUCGUUAAGCUGCAACCUCAGGAAUUUAUUACAGGACUGGCUAUAUUUAGUUGUAUGCCUACAACAUUAUCAAGCGGAGCAGCACUUACCCAGCUAGCUGGUGGGAAUUCAGCCCUAGCCCUUGCGAUGACUGUUCUAUCUAAUCUCUUGGGAAUCCUAGUUAUUCCUUUUUCCAUUUCCAAAUUCAUAGCUUCCGGAGUUGGUGUGUCAGUUCCUACUGAGCAGUUAUUGAGAAGCCUGGUUCUCACACUCCUUCUUCCUCUCAUCUUGGGGAAGGUCCUUCGGGAGUCAACCAAAAGUGUGGCUGAUUUUUGUGAUCGAAAUCGGAAACUUUUGUCCGUGAUGAAUGCAGCUCUCCUCAGUCUAGUACCCUGGAUGCAGAUCAGCAGAUCAAGAUCACUGCUUAUGAUGGUUAAACCAGCAGUAUUUUUACAAGCUGUUUGUUUGGGAGUGCUUUUGCAUGCUGCCCUGUUGCUGUUUAAUGGUCUUGCGAUGGGUAUCCUGUCAACUCUUUUGGGUGAAAAAUCUCCUUUUGCAAAGAAACAAAAUGCCACUGCUGUUCUGCUGGUCGCGAGCCAGAAAACCUUGCCUGUAAUGGUUUCUGUGGUUGAGCAGCUUGGUGGGGCUAUAGGUGUAUCUGGUCUGCUGGUUCUUCCGUGUGUGGCCGCUCAUUUGAACCAGAUUGUUUUCGACUCAUUUCUGGUGAGCUUGUGGCUUCAAAAGGCGAACACACUUGAAGUUGCCAAGGCUGCCUAG
This is a messenger RNA of Oldenlandia corymbosa var. corymbosa, 1272 nucleotides long. NCBI's taxonomy places the organism in Eukaryota, Viridiplantae, Streptophyta, Magnoliopsida, Gentianales, Rubiaceae. The record is from the annotation of a GenBank genome assembly.